AUUUCGGAAUCACCUCCACAAGAAAAACUGCCAUGGAAAGAAUGGGGCACAAAGAUGGUUAAAGGUGUCAACUAUAGGGCUGCGUGUCAAAGAGCUGUUGUCGUACCGACUCUCUACUAUGAUGAUUUCACUCUUGGUGCGUUGGGAAUUCGCGAUGAUGUUGACUGGCUCUUUCGAAAAUGGGGAUUACGAAAGUUCAUUUCGUUUAAGUACAAUGCUUAUGAAAAUCUUACUAAGGAGUUUCUUGGAACAGUCACAGUUGGUUUUCAGGAUGCCAGGACACCAAAAGCAGAUACUGGGAUAUUAGAUUUCUGCAUUGGUGACAAAGAGUACUCUAUUACGAUUCCGGAUCUUUGCAAGGCCUUUGGUUUCACUUCUUACGAGAAGAUCCGAUUCACACCCUCCAAAAGCACUUACCCAAUAUGGACACAAUUUGCAGAUCAUAAUGCUUAUGAAGGUGGUUCUAAAGCAGCACAGAUCAAGCAUCCUGCUUUGCGUUAUGCACAUCGAAUGUUAGCCAACACUAUGUUUUCUCGGGGAGAUACUGGCACAGUCAAAGCAGAUGAGUUCUAUAUCAUGAUGGCACCAUUCAUCAACGAUCCGCAAAAGGUAAACCUUGGAGCAGUUCUCGCUUGUGAGUUGGUAGAAUAUAAGCAUUAUGCUUACGAGAACAGGAACAAGCGAGCUGUUUUUGGCAUUGGUGGAGUUGUUUCAGUAAUAUUGGAAGCUUGUGGGGUUGAUCUGAAAGAGCACACUCCUGUGGAAGGGGACAACCGCAUUGAUCUUGCUUUUCUUGGGCGCACACAUUACUUAGGAGGAUGGGUUGAUAACCCUCUGCGAUUUGGUUACCGCUUCACUGCAUCUUACGAAAAUGAGCAGAUAUUCUUGUUGCCCAGCCCGCAUCUUCCAUCUAUUAAGCCAGGCAGUACACCAUUUCCGCCUUCACCAAGUUCCUUCUAUAUAGCUACUAGCGACAGACCGCUUUUGCUGCUAAGCAAAUACUUCGCUAAGAUGCGCAAGUCAAUGCAAAAAAAACCCAUACAGUCCUCCGGUGAGAGAUCGGUUAUCUCUCUACCACUUAACCAACCUGUAAAUGCUCCCCUGCGCACCGAGACAGACAAGUGGUUCUACUCUUCUAUCACUAAGCUGGAAAAGAACCAAGCACGGCUUGAGAAGAAACUGGCAUGCCAGGCUUUGAUCAUCACUAAACUGACGCACGCCGUAAAGAAAUAUGCUCCUGCACUCGUCUUUAAGCGUUCUACCAAAGAGAAAGACCCGCGCCAGUACCAUUCUGACGGGGAUUUAAGCGAUACUAGUCUCAGCUUUCCUUUUAUUUUGGAGGAGCAUGAUCUUGACGAAAAUGAUGUCACCAGUGAACCACUAGCUCCAGCUGACCCAUCAACUUUAGAAGACGAUGCGCCGUCUUCCUCGGAUGACGAGUGCUAGCUAAGGUAUCACCG
Molecule: messenger RNA, 1460 nt
Organism: Camelina sativa (false flax)
Lineage: Eukaryota; Viridiplantae; Streptophyta; Magnoliopsida; Brassicales; Brassicaceae
Source: RefSeq, a predicted model, not a curated record